AUGUACUCCCCGAUUUCAACAUUGCCACCAGAAAUUCUCAUUCAGAUUCUCAAGUAUCUUCAUUCAUCUCGAGAUCUUCUCAGCACUCUUCGUGUUUCACGCACUUGGUGCGAGUGUGCCGUAGAACUCCUAUGGCACAAGCCCGCCUUUCCCAAGUACGCUACACUCGAGAAGAUGGCGAAACUGCUCAAUAAACCCAAUCAGACCUUUACCUACGCGCGCUUCAUCCGUCGCCUCAACUUUCUUUCCCUUGGAUCCGACCUCCGUGAUGACAUAUUCUCCCUAUUUAUUCGCUGCGACCGCCUCGAACGCUUAACCCUCGUCGGUUGCGCACACAUAUCAGGCAACAUCCUUUUCAGAGUUCUCCCCGCUUUCGUAAACGUUGUUGCCAUUGAUCUCACUGGAGUCGCACAGGCUUCAACGGAAGCCAUUGUCGGGUUUGCCUCUGCAGCUAAGCGGUUGCAAGGCAUCAAUAUUUCAGGAUGUAGUCUUGUUUCGGAUGAUGGAGUUCUCGCACUAGCAGCCAACUGUCCCCUGUUGCGAAGAGUCAAAUUAAGUGGUCUAAAUCUACUCACCGACACGCCCAUCAUUGCCCUGGCAGAAAACUGUCCAUUCCUUCUCGAGAUAGAUCUCAAUGAAUGCGAACUCAUCACGGACAUCUCAAUUCGCACCAUAUGGACUCACUCUGUCCACAUGCGUGAGAUGCGACUUUCCAAUUGCCCAGCCCUGACGGAUGCUGGGUUUCCUGCGCUUCACCAUGACCUUCCACCCCUCUUUCUGUCGUCCUCCUUUGAGCAUUUACGCAUGCUAGAUUUGACCGCUUGCGCUCAGCUGACGGAUGAUGCUGUGGAAGGUAUCAUAUCUCAUGCGCCCAAGAUUCGAAAUUUGGUGCUAUCAAAAUGCAGUCUCCUCACCGAUAGGGCUGUUGAGGCUAUAUGUAAACUUGGGAGGCACCUUCACUACCUUCACCUUGGCCAUGCUAGUAAGAUCAAUGACCGUGCAGUUCGCACGCUGGCUCGAUCUUGCACGCGAAUACGAUAUGUUGACUUUGCCAACUGCGCAUUGCUAACGGACAUGUCGGUUUUUGAGCUUUCAGCGCUACCUAAAUUACGCCGCAUUGGCCUCGUCCGAGUAAAUAAUCUAACAGACGAGGCUAUUUAUGCCCUAGCAGAACGACAUGCCACACUGGAACGGAUUCACUUGUCAUAUUGUGAUCAAAUAUCUGUCAUGGCCGUUCACUUCUUGCUCCAGAAGCUGCACAAGCUUACUCACCUCAGUCUCACUGGCGUGCCUGCGUUUCGUCAGCCAGAGCUGCAACGAUUCUGUCGAGACGCACCCAGAGACUUCAACUCCGCACAGCGCCUCGCUUUUUGCGUGUUUUCUGGAAAAGGCGUGUCACAACUCAGAGCCUACCUG
Molecule: messenger RNA, 1416 nt
Organism: Laccaria bicolor S238N-H82
Lineage: Eukaryota; Fungi; Basidiomycota; Agaricomycetes; Agaricales; Hydnangiaceae
Exons: 4
Molecular function (GO): protein binding
Source: RefSeq, a predicted model, not a curated record